Gossypium arboreum is the source of this 1121-nucleotide messenger RNA. RefSeq lists its product as uncharacterized. The transcript has 2 exons. The coding region runs from base 523 to 909 and encodes 128 amino acids. The record is from RefSeq and is a predicted model, not a curated record. Lineage: Eukaryota; Viridiplantae; Streptophyta; Magnoliopsida; Malvales; Malvaceae. Gene Ontology annotation, cellular component: dynein complex. Gene Ontology annotation, biological process: microtubule-based process. Gene Ontology annotation, molecular function: dynein light intermediate chain binding; dynein intermediate chain binding.
AAAUCAAUUUUCCUUGUGUCUUCUUGCAAACUUUCACAUCUACUUAAUACUAUCACUAUUACUAAUUAGUAUUAAGAUUACCCAAAAAAACUCUCACUUAAUCAUUAAACAAUCUUAACAAAGUUCAAUAAUGACAAUACUUGGGAGAGUAGAGCAUUAUAUUAAUUUCCCACUUUCCAACCAAUAAAUUACUACUAUUAAUUACAUAAAUUUAUUAGGGGUACCUUCUUGCUACUCAAUACUAUAUUUUAAUUAUUGUGUUUCCUCAACCUCAAGCCCAACAAAUUACAAAACCAAAUAUUUUACUAAUUGUCGUUUUAAACAUUAGAGCUUUAUUCUUUUAAUACGUAUUUACCUCUCUUUUUUCACCUUUAAGGCUUUUUAUCAAACGAGUGGCACGCAUAGCAUUGCCAAUUGGCAAAUCAAGAAACUUUUUUUUUUGGCUCCUUGGCUUUUUUAAUCUUCAACUUUUCUGGGUAUUGACGAGGAAUUGAAAAGAAGAAGAAGAAGAAGAAGAGGAAAAUGGAUGGAGCAGAGAUGGAGUUAGAGAGGAGAAGCAAGUUCUUAAACAGUUUGAUCCAAAAGAAGAAAGCUAUAGAACAACAAGAGCAAAAUGAACGUCUCAAUGUUAAAGUCAGAGCUUCUGAUAUGCCUUUAGCUCUUCAAAACAAGGCUUUUAAAUGUGCCCGAGACCAGCUUGACUAUAUGCCUGGAAAGCUUGAUAGUAAACGCCUAGCUCUUGCCCUUAAGAAGGAAUUCGACUCAACAUAUGGUCCUGCUUGGCACUGCAUCGUGGGAACUAGCUUCGGCUCAUACGUGACACAUUCGCUAGGAGGUUUCUUGUAUUUUUCAAUUGACAAGGUUUACAUCCUUCUCUUCAAGACUGCUGUUGAGCCUUUAGACCAUUGAUGAUUUCAAACAGAUUUGUGUUGUACACAUUUCUUGUGUUGGUAACAAAUUUACAAGUUUCCAUUUUAAAGUUACAUGUAAAACUACACAGUGCAAAAACUGAUGAACAUGUGUAUUGUUGAUUCUUCAAUAUUCAUGUUGUAUUUGCAAAGUACCAAAAGUAUAAAUGAAUGAUAGGUUGUCAAUUUGACGCUCUUACAGAGUGCAGAGAA